Messenger RNA from Anopheles stephensi (Asian malaria mosquito), 597 nucleotides. RefSeq lists its product as uncharacterized. Bases 16 to 294 code for a protein of 92 amino acids. The transcript is spliced from 3 exons. NCBI's taxonomy places the organism in Eukaryota, Metazoa, Arthropoda, Insecta, Diptera, Culicidae. The record is from RefSeq and is a predicted model, not a curated record.
AAUUUGUGCUCUGGAAUGGUAUGGAAAUGGUGUGAAAAAUUCACAUUCCAGCUGUCAAAACGCGAAACAACAACAAACCAUACCGAAACGUCACUUCACCCAUUUGACACUUACAUAAUUCGGUGCAACUUUGGAAAGCGCCAGCCAAUGAUUCGCAGCUUCUGGAACCGCUACAAGGUCGUGAUUAUCUUUCCAGCGCUCGCGUUUGGCUCGAUUGCGGCCGACUACAGCUACACCCGGCAGUGGAAGAAGGCACGGUUGGAGCACAGCCAGCAGCAGACUAAUCACGCGUAACCGGACCCUACGCUAUCAACCCCACUCCCCCUGCAACGCUAUCAACACAACCGCAACAUGUUCGGACUGACCCGCCAGUAUCUGUGGAGUGUGGUGCCGAUGUUCGGGUUCGGGCUCGGCUGGUUUCUGGACACCAAGGAAACGGAACGUAUGACGAUGUUCCGUGACCGGAGCGCACUGUACGGCCGCCAGCUGAAGGAGGGCGAGAAACCAUCGUGGCCUUAGGCCAACCGGUACAGCAGCACACGUUUAGAAAGAGAGCGAAAAUCGAAAUACAAUAAUGAUGUGAAUCCGUAAAACUUA